Messenger RNA from Ambispora leptoticha, 2184 nucleotides. Lineage: Eukaryota; Fungi; Glomeromycota; Glomeromycetes; Archaeosporales; Ambisporaceae. The record is from the annotation of a GenBank genome assembly.
AUGGUUGCCGAGACCGAACUCGCAAAAGUUAAUCAAUUAAUACGAAGUUCAAUUCCAGAUAUUGACGAUGCAAUUGUAGAUUAUGUUGUCGGUUAUUUGGAUGAGGUUCCCUCUAUAGGUGAAGAUGAAGAUGCAAUUGCCGACUUUGUUCGCCCACUUCUUGUUGACGCUGCUGGUGAUUCAAGCAACAUUGAAAUAUUGUGUGAGCAGUUAACAGAGUUAUUUGCCAAUGCUUACCAAACGAAUACUAAGACCCCGCAAGGUUUAAACAAACUUGCGCAGCCUAUUAACAUGCUUUCGAGAGAUUCGGUCUCGGCAACGUCACGCUUAGUUAAUCAGUCUAUAGACCUAGAGGCUGUUAGCGGUCGAAAAGUCGAAACGAGAGUGGAUACAAAAAGGCUUGAAAAAGCUGAAGCCAAAAUUAAGGCCAAGCUAGAAAAGCGGGAACGAAGGUCAAACUAUGAAGCUAGUAAAUUAAUAAAUAAGAAAAACGAUGCGGAGUUCUAUAUACAGGUUAACCCAAUUCUGGAUUACACCUCAACAAAGGGAAAAAUCAAGGACGUUAAGAUUGAAAACUUUGACAUUUCGUUCGCUGGAAAACGAAUUUUGACAAAUGCAAACCUGUCGCUGGUCUAUGGUAGAAGAUAUGGAUUAGUUGGUAGAAAUGGUAUCGGAAAAUCUACGCUUCUGAGGACACUUUCUAGGCGCGAAAUCAGUGUACCGACACAUAUUAAAAUUAAUUGGUUUCAGAUGGUGGGCGAUGAUACAUUAGCAAUUCAAGCAGUAUUAAGUGCUGAUAUUUGGCGAGAACAUUUACUAAAAGAAGAGAAAACAUUAAACGAGACAAUAAACUCUUUGGAGAAACAAUCGACUGAGGGAAUUAAUGCAGAAGAUUUAGAUAAAGAAAAAGAAGCAGCAAGCAUGCGUCUAAAAGAAGUCUAUCAAAAAUUAGAGGAUAUUGAAAGUGACAAAGCAGAGUCUCGGGCAGCGGCAAUUUUAUCGGGUUUAGGAUUUCCGGCAGAAAAGCAUAAAUUACCCACAAGAACUUUCUCAGGUGGUUGGCGAAUGCGUCUCGCAUUAGCACGAGCUUUAUUUUGUCGGCCGGACCUACUAUUGUUAGACGAACCGACAAACAUGUUAGAUAUUCCUGCUGUUGCUUGGUUAGAACAUUACCUCAAGAAAUGGCCGAGUACCCUUUUGGUCGUAUCUCACGACAGGGAAUUUCUUGAUGAAGUGGCUACCGAUAUUUUACACCAGCAUUCUGAACGUCUUGACUACUAUAAGGGCAACUUUACGCAAUUCUGGGCGACGAAGGAAGAACGUCGAAAAAACCAGCUGCGUGAAUACGAAAGUCAGAUGCAAUAUCGUCAGCAUUUGCAAGAUUUUAUCGAUCGUUGGCGGUAUAAUGCCAAAAGAGGACCACAGGCUCAAAGCAAAAUCAAAAUAUUGGAAAAGUUACCGCAACUAGAACCUCCAGAAAUUGAAAAUAGCGUGACCUUCAAAUUUCCGAAUCCAGAUCCGCUUAGUCCGCCUAUCCUUCAAAUGAAUGAUGUUAGUUUUGGAUAUAAUUCUAAUGAAACUAUAUUAUCUAAAGUUAACUUGUCAGUGCAAUUAGAUUCUCGGAUUGCUGUUGUCGGUCCAAAUGGAGCUGGUAAAUCUACAUUGCUAAAACUGCUCACCGGUAAUUUGGAACCUCGCAGUGGCUUGGUGCAUCGUCAUGGACGUUUAAGAUUUGCCCUAUUUAUGCAGCACCACGUGGAUCAAUUGGAUCUUGAUGCCAAUGCGGUUGUUUUUAUGUCAAAAAAUUGGCCAGGUAGAAGUGAGGAAGAGUAUCGGCGACAACUCGGAAAUUUUGGUAUAACUGGCAUGACAGGUUUACAGCCUUUGGAAACCUUAUCUGGAGGUCAGAAAAGCAGAGUUACCUUUGCUUGUCUAGGGUUACAGAAUCCACAUAUAUUGAUCUUAGAUGAGCCGACAAAUCAUCUUGACAUGGACUCUAUCGAUGCUCUUACUAAUGCACUAAAAGAAUUCAAAGGUGGUGUUAUUCUCGUGUCACACGAUGAACGAUUUAUUGAUUCAAUUUGCCAAGAAAUUUGGGUGUGUGAGCGAGGUCAAGUUCGCAAAUUUGAAGGCGAUAGUAUAAAACAAUAUCGCGAGAUGAUUGUGCCUAAAGAGGAGCCAUGA